ACUUUUCGUGACGUGACAACAACUUCUGGAAUUUCCAUUUUACCCCCCAUAUAUUCCGGUUAGACGUAGUACCACGUCAAAAAAAAACAAUGGUUCCUCUGCUUCGUCAUUAUCGUCACCGGACGACCACUUCCGACCUUCCGCUCUACGUUCAGGGAACCCAGGAUACGAUAUACCGUACUGACAGGUACAUUUUCUUCCUUAAAAUGUGCCACCGUGAACUUUUUUCCUUGCUGGAAAUGCGUUUCGUAGAACCGUACAAUGCGUUCGCGGAGCACGUGCUGUUUCGACGCCAUCUUUGCUUUGACUAAAUUCAAACUAGCAAAACCAAAGACGCCUACUGUUUCUAGGGAGCCCAAAGAGCAAUUUUCUUGGAGAAAGAAAAUUUUACGCUCUUUAUUUGAGUUACUGAAAGGUAUUGAAAAAAAUCUCAUUUUUUAUUUAACACCCGUUAUUGAAAGUGUCAACUAGAAUCACACUGGAAAAGAAAUUAGAAAGUAGCAAGUACCGUGGUUGGCAAAUGACUGGACUAAGCGUACCAUCGUAACUCCGCGUACCUGCAGGCAUAAAAUAGAUCCCAUUCGUGGUCCUUAGCUUCUUGUCCAGUAACUCUUAUUUCUACAUCCCCGUGGUGCCGGCUGGGGUACGAGUAACCAUAGUGAAGAUCGAGUAACCAACCCCGGUGGGAUCUUGGUCGUAUGCUGACGAACGUCUGUUCACCAUGGAGAUGCGGCUCAAAACAGCGUCUGAUCCCCAUGUCAGAGGCGGCUGAUCACUGUCUUCGUGCCAACGGGUGAUUGGCUGGUGGCCGAUCAAUGAAAGAAUGUCCAGAUUGAUCAGAACUAUCAACGUCCACAGCCCCCAUCUAGCUGGAACCGAUGACGAUAAAGAAGAACUCUAUGCGCAGCUAGAGCAUGAAUACGAUCGUGCUCCCAAAACACGACAUCAAAAUCGUCAUCGGUGAUUUGAACGCUCAAGUCGGCCAAGAGGAGGAGUUCAGUCCGGUAAUUGGUAGGUUCAGCGUCCAUCAGCGAACUAACGAAAACGGCCUAAGACUUAUCGACUUCGCUGCCUCCAAGAACAUGGCCAUACGUAGCACCCUCUUCCAGCACAGCCUCCAAUACCGUUACACCUGGAGAUCACCACAGCAAACGGAAACACAAAUUGACCACGUUUUGAUCGACGGUCGGCACUUCUCGGAUGUCAUCGACGUCAGAACCUAUCGUGGCGCUAACAUCGAUUCAGACCACUACCUGGUGAUGGUCAAACUGCGUUCUAAACUGUCAGUCGUCAAUAACAUAAGACACUAGCGCUCACCACGGUACCACCUACGACGACUACAGGAGCCGAACGUUGCUGGAACAUACUCGCAGUGUCUUGAGGCUGCUGCGGGUAGACGAACUGGAUGCUACUCCCCUCGAUGAAUGCUGGAACACAUUGAAAGCAACAAUUAGCAGCACUGCAUAGACCGUCAUCGGGUUAUGAACAACGAGGACAACGGAACGAAUGGUUUGACGACGAGUGGCGAGCGCUCCUGUACGAGAAGGAUGCAGCACGCGUAGCCAUGCUGCAACCAGCGACUCGACAAAACGUGAAACGAUACAGACUGAAGCGAAGGCAGCAAACACAUCUCUUUCAGGAAAAAAGCGCCGCCUGGAAGAGAAAUAGUGUGAGGAGAUGGAGCUGCUUUAUCGUUCUCGAGAAUCGCGGAAGGUCUUCACGAAUCUAAACGCCUCGCACAAAGGCUUUGUGCCGUGGGCCGAAAUGUGCAGUAACAAGAAAGGAGGAAACUUGACGAACGAACGCGAGGUGAUCGAAAGGUGGAGGAAGCAGUACGAUGAACACCUGAACACCGCUCAGACAGGAGACCAAGACGGCGUUGAGGAGGACUACACCGGUGCAGUGAACAACGAUGACGUACCACCCCCGACGAUGGUUGAAGUUAAGGAGGCCAUGAUUCAGUUCAAGAACCACAAAGCAGCUGGUAAGAAUGGCCUCGAAUUUGUCUACCAUGGCUCAUUGAUAACAAUUGACAACAACAACAGCUGUGAAAUUCGAAGACGCAUAGUCAAUGGAAGUCGUGCCUACUACGGGCUCCGCAAAUCUUUGAGAUACAACAAACUCCGACCCCGUACGAAGUGUACCAUGUACAAAUCCCUAAUUCGACCGGUUGUUCUCUAUGGGCACGUAGCAUGGACGAUGCUUGAAGAGGACUCACAAGCGCUUGGUGUAAACGCCGAGUGCUCAGAACAAUAUACGGUGGUGUACAGGAAUGCGGAGUAUGGAGAAGGAGAAUGAACCACGAACUGAUGCAACUCUACGGCGAACCCAGCAUCCAGAAAGUCGCCAAGGCAGGACGAGUACGAUAGGCAGGGCAUAUUGCAAGAUUGCCGGACAGCAGCCCUGCAAGGAUGGUGUUCGCAUCGAAUCCGGUAGGAACAAGAAGGAGAGUGAGGUGGCGAACGAGGUGGUUGGACCAGGUGGAGCAGGACUUGGCAAGAAUCGGUGCAGCCGGGAGUUGGAGAACUGCAGCCAUCGAUCGGAUUUACUGGAGAAGAGUAGUGUAUCCGAUCUAAUCUCAAUGGGAUGUAGGGUAAUAGUAAAUAAAUAAAUAAAUAAAUAGAAAAGUAAAAAGUACCGUGGAAUCGCUUGUUUUUUCUUCAAAAAAUACUAUCAAUCCAUACAUCCU
Molecule: messenger RNA, 2689 nt
Organism: Toxorhynchites rutilus septentrionalis
Lineage: Eukaryota; Metazoa; Arthropoda; Insecta; Diptera; Culicidae
Exons: 2
Coding region: 1678-2298 (206 amino acids)
Source: RefSeq, a predicted model, not a curated record